AUGGUUACCAACGAAAUUCCAAUGGAAGACCAAGGAGGAAGUUGGAGCAUGGAAGUCGUGGGAACAAUUCCAACAGACCAAAAUAACAAUGCGGAAAUCCAGUCUCUUAAGCAACGAAUUCUGGUGCUGGAAGAGGAAAAGAAAAGUCUCAAUAACAUGUAUCAAAAAACGGUAACGGAUUACGAACUGUCGAAAACAAAACUGAUGCAAGAAUACGAGACAAAGAUCGGGCAACUCAAAAUUGAGCGAGACAACUGGCAAAAAAAGUAUAACGAGUCACAAAGAGAAGUCCAAAGACUUAAGCAAAAGAUGUCCGCCAUGGAAAUAGAAAAUCUUCGUAUGAUUGAAGACUUGAAAAGGGAGCUUUCAAACAAAUGUAAGAUGGAGAAGGCAGAAAUAGAAACCAGGUUCUCCACUGAAAAAGAUGAAAUGCAAGAUAACUUCGAAGAACAAAUACAGAUGCUUCGAGCAGAAAACGAGGGUCUGUUACAGACGUAUCAGAAGAGCACGAAGGAGUAUGAGAUGAAGAUUGUACAAAUUCAGCAGGAAUAUGAAGUUAAACUAGGACAGCUUAAACUUGACAAAGAAAAACUUGCGAAAAAGAAUACUAACCUCAGCACACAAGUGACUACAUGGCGUGAAAAAUGCUCAUCUCUUGAGAAACAAUACGAAGAAAUGCUGGCAAACCUGAAGAUUGAGUUGACGGAAAAAUGCCAAGUUGAAAAGGGUGAGAUGGAAGCUGCCUUCACGAAAGAAAAGGAAUCCAUGAUGGCAGCUCACCAAAAAUCCCUAGACGAAUAUGAAGCGAGAAUAACUUCAGUCACUGAGCAAUAUGAGGAACAGUUGGCGCAACUCAAAGCGCAGAAGGAUACAUUUGAAACAAGCUACAACGGUUCUUUGGAGGAAAUUACCGAGCUGAAGAAAAAAUUGAAGGAGUUAGAGGAAAGCUACGAGUUACAGAUGAGGGAGCUCCAAGAUAAGCUAAAGAUGGAGUACCUUCAAAAAGAAAAUGCCAUGGAAAGUGAAUUCGAUACAGACAAGCAAGACUUAAUAAACAAGUACAAGAAACUUAUACAACAAGGUGAGAUCAGAAUACAGGAAAUUCGAAAGGAAAACAAAGUGAUUAUUACGAAACUGGAGACAGAGAAAACACAGCUCAUGGAGCAACAUGCUGCAGAAACUCAGACAUGGCAGGAAAAGGUUAACUCGCUAGAACAGAAGUACAAAGAACAAAUGAAAGGUCUGGAGCAGGAGCUGCUUGAAAAAUAUGAAAAGGAGAAGAGUGAAUUUGAAGUCAAUUUCAUGAAAGAAAAAGAAGAAAUAAUUGAAAGCCACAAGACCACGAUUCAGAGUUAUGAAACAAAAUUGACAAGCACUCAACAAGAUUAUGAAGUGAAAAUUGCUCAGAUGGAAAAAGAGAUAGAAAGGCUCGAAGAGACCAGUAAGGCAAACACGGAAAAAAUGGAACAAGAAAUUUUAGUUUUAAAACAGGGUCACGAGAAACAGAUUAAGGAAGUCAAAGAUGAGAUGACAGAAAAAUGCAAUAAGGAAAAAAGUGAAAUGGAGGAGACAUUUUUCAAAGAAAAAAACAAUUUGGUAGAGUCCCACAAGACUGUGAUAACAGAGUACGAAGAAAAGAUUACUGGUCUUCAGGAGGAAUUGGAUGCCAAGGCUGAUGAGAUGGAAAGUGAAGUGAGGGGCCUCAAGGAGUCACACCAAAAAAGUCUUGAAACACUGAGACAAGAAGUGGCUGAGUUAGAGAAGAAGCAUAAAUCAAAUACCAAGGAGCUUAAGGAGGAAAUGACGGCUAAGUUCGACAAAGAAAAGGAAGAAUUAGAGUCAAGAUUUCUAAAGCAGAUGGAGGAGCUAAAGGUGUCCAAUGCAAACACAGUUAAAUCGUACGAAGAGCAACUAGCUGCAAUCAAAGAAAAAUACGAAAAGAAAUUGGCAGAUUUAGAGGCUGCCAUGAACAGUCACGAACAGAAGUAUAAAGAAAAGAUCCAAGGGCUGAGAGAAGAGUUGUCUAGUAGCGUGGACAAAUAUGAACAGCAUAUUAAAGAAACGAAGAAAGAACUUCGACAAAAAUAUGAAAAGGAAAAAGAAGAGAUGGACAAAGAAUAUGCUGAUGAGAAAUCCAAGUUAACAGAGAGUCACGAACAAACUGUUUCUGAUUACGAAAAGAAGAUAGCAGACAUCCAAGAAGAAAUGAAUUUAAAGUUAGAAAAACUUAGAGAGGAAAAGGUGUUGUUGAACGAAGACCACAGCCAAAAAGAAGAGGAAUUGAUAAAAAAAUGUACGACACUAGAAGAGACUUACAAAUUGAAAAUGACGGAAAUUAAAACAUCUCUUAAAGAAAAAUGUGAAAAGGAGAAGAGCGAGAUUGAGGCAAACUUUGACCAAGAAAAACAACAGCUCAUCGAGAGACAGAGUGAGAUCGUUAAGAAGUACGAAGUUAAGAUAACUGAUCUGCUGCAAGAUUUCGAGAAAAGGAAUUCUCAUUUUACAGCCGAAAGGGAGAAACUCGAAUCGCAGAAGAAGAAAUUACAGGCACAGCUUGAUAAGCUCCGUAAAGAAAUGUUGAAAUUACGAGAGCAAUACGAAACAACUCUAAGAACCACAAAGGAGGAAAUGGCUGACAAGAUGAGAAAAGAGAAUGCAGAAAUAGAGAAGCAAUUCAAAAAGGAAACUGAAAAUUUGAAGGUGCAACAUACUAAGAAGUUACAGCAGAUGAAAACCGAGAAAGAGGCUAUAAUAUCUAAACUAGAGCAAACAGUAAGAGAUCUGGAGGCCAAAAUCAAGGACUUGCAAAACCAGUACGAUCAGAAGACAGCUGAGCUAACGAGAGAAAACGACAGAUUAGUUGAGAGGUGCCAGAAUCUAGACAGAAAGAAUACAGAGGAGAACACCAGUCAUAGAACAGAGACAGCCGAACUAAAAGAGGAAAUAAAGAAGCGUGAAAACUGGAUGGAAGAAAGCAAGAACAAAUAUGAACAAGAGGUAGAUAAACUGAAGCAAAUUAUAGCGCAGAUGAAAGAGGAGAUGGAGCAUAAAAGUAAUCAAUUGACAACGAUGGAGAAAGAGCUAGAUCGAGUUCAAAACAAUCUUAAGGAAAGCCAAGAAGAGUUUAUCUUACAGAUAAGUUCAUUAAAGAAGAAAAUUAGUGCGUUAGAAAAUGACAAGAGGGGUUUGUUGAGCCGCAUACAGAGCCUUGAGGCUUCCAAGAGAGACACAAUAGUUAAUUACGAGGAAAGAAUUGUUAAGGAGCGAAAAGAAAUUGAACUGAGGUGCAUGUCACAGGUAUCAAAGCUACAGGAUGCGCUCACGAAAGAAUCGCAGGAGAAAGACAAACUUAACCAAGAGAAUCAGGAACUUCGGAGGGAAGUGACAAACUGGAAGACAAAAUUUAGCAACGCAGAGGACGAAUACACCAACAACAUGGAAGAUUUGAGCAGCAGGCAUGAAAAGGAAAUAAGCGACCAAAAAAUUGAAUAUGAAGAUGACUUAGCCGAUUUGAAUAAGCAAUUGGAGCAAAGGAAUGUAACCAUUUCAGCACUGGAGAAAGGAAAGCAAGAGCUUACCACGGCGGUCAAUGAGCUAACCAUCACAGUAGCAGGACUUGAGGAGGAAGCUACCAGACAAAACCUUGAAUGGGAGAAAGAUACCCUCGCAAUGAAAAACAAGAUCGAGAUGCUUGAGGAUGAAAAUAGAAAAUUAAACAAUGAAUCGGAACGAUUACGCUUGAAAUUGGAUGACGUUGAAAGACUUUUCAGCGAAAUUGAAGGGCAAAAUGAAGCGACCAUUAAAGACCUCAACGUAAAGAUUGAAGAAUACGAGACAAAGAUAAAAGGAUAUUUGGAGGUUGAGACAGCAAAUCGUGACAUGCUUAAGGAACUAUCUCGCUUACGAUCUCAACUUGAGGCUAAUUCAGUAAAGGAGAGCAAACUGAACCAGGAGAACGGCACCUUAACAUUAAAGAUAACAGAGUUGGAGUACCUUAAUAGAAGACUGACCGACGAUCUAGCAACAAUGGCCAAAAAAUGUUCAGAUUCAGAGGAAGAACGUAAAAUGGAGCUUGAGCAGUUAAAAGAGAGGCACGAAAUGGAGAGAGAAAAACACAUCGGUGAAAAAGAUAAGGCAACGGUCGAAGUGCGGAGAUUACAAAAGAUCGUAAACGAACUAGAAAGUACUGUAAGACGCUUAAAGGACUCUGCCGAGUCAGUCAACGAGGAGAAAAAGAGAGACGAAGAUCGUUUUAACUUUGAAUUGCAUGGUUUACUUGAGAAAUACGAAAGUGAAAGGAAGAGGAACGAGACGUUGAAGGAGGAGCUCCAGCAGAAGACCCGCAUUUUUGAGGAAAAGAACAGAGAGUGGACACGAAAACUGGAAGAUGCCAGCUAUAGACAUCGAGAUGAAAGAGAAAAGCUCCUAAAGGAAAAGAAAACUUUAGAGGAGAGUUAUGAGAAACAGCUGAAGGAUCUGAAAGAAGAAGCAACCAACGAAAGAGAGAUUUGUGAGAGGAAAAUAAGUCAACUUGAACAAACAUACAAGCACGAGAUCAACACAGUUCGUUAUGAACGCGAGCAGUACUUUAGAGAAGUCAGCAGUAAGGAAAUAGAGAAGACCCGUAAGGAACUGGAAAAGGAGAAGAAUGAUCUUCAGCAAGAAUUCUUAGCGGAAAAGAAACAGCUGAUUGAAGACUAUAACAAGAGAAUUCAAGACGAGAAUAGGAGGUUUACUCAGUGCGAGGAGAAGUAUAAAACUGAAUUAAAAACACUUACAAGGGCAAAGUCGGAGAUGGAGAGGAAGAUAUACGAUCUAGAGACGACAAUUGAAAGAACCAAAGAACAACUGACGUAUCGCUUCACGGAAGAACGUCGUAAGAUAGAGUAUAAGCUAGAAUCGGAGUUGAGGGAAGUCAAGGAAAAACACAGACUAGAGCUCAUAGAACGUUCGCAAAAAGACAAACUGGAUAUGGAGGCAAAAGUCAAAACCGAGAGAGAAGAAUUUGAAGAGAAAAUAAGUCUUGAGUAUCAAGCCAAGAUAACAAAAGAAGUAUCCAAUCGGGAAAGGCAACUGAAAGAUUCUUUCCAGAAACUAGAGAAUGAAUUUCGUGCAGAAAAGGAGCGGUUACUGGAGACGGAAGGAAAAUUGAAGAUGCAAAACGAAUUGUUGUUAAGGGAAAAAGAUGCGUGGCUUAAGCAAAGCCAGAGGGACAAAGAUGAACUGUCCGGAAAAUUGGAACAUGAAAAGGAAUUGCUAAAUGUAACCUUGGAAGCUAUGUCCAGGGAGCUUUCCAAGAUGAGAGAGGAAAAGACUUCUCUUUCCGAAUCCUUUAAGAAAGAAAAACGAGAGCUAGAGAAGAAGUAUGAAACAGAAAUGGCGGAAUGGAGAAACAAAGUCGAAAAGGGAAAGCAAGAAUUGAUGGCCCGACUCCGAGAAGAGUACAGACAGGCAGCUCAAGCUAACCAACGAUCGGCAGACGCAACUAUGACUGGGCUUAAAGAAAAACUAGUGAAAGCAGAAAGGAAGAUCGUAGAAGCAGAGGAGAACUUUAAGAAGGAGAAAAGCAAGUUAGAACAUCAAUUUAAGCACGAGAAAAUGGAAAUAGAGCAACGAACUCAAAGGAUCACGCAAGAAUUAAAGGUUUUCUUGGAGCAGGAGUUUUACAAAAGAUCACAAGACGAAAGGAAGAUUUAUGAGAACACCCUAUCGAACCUACGAAGCGAAAUACUAGAACUUCAGGAAGGCAAGAGCAGACUUGAACGAACUUUAUUGGAACAACAAAUGAUCGCGCAUAGCCUCGGGAGAGACGUCAGUUCACUGAAGAGUGAGACGCAGCAGUCAAGCCCUAGGCAACGGGAACUGAGUCUCCUGGAGCGAGAACUUCAAGAGUUACGACACAAAAACGAAAAGCUGAAAAUUGCCACGAAAGAGGCUCAGUUUUAUAACAAUGAGCUUGUACAGUGGGAGAGUGGAAAGAAUUGUCCAGUUUUGAAAACUGCUCAAGAAAUGACACCCACUGCCUCGACCUCACAGUUUCCUGUAGUUUAUAGCGGAGAAAGAGGGUUAUCGAGGGUCUCUAACGAAGGCAAAACCCGAAUCCUUGAGCAAACAGGCCUAAGGUUUCAAUCAAACAACGAUCGUCUUGAAAAAGAGUUGGAGAAAAUGGGAGAAAAGCUGUUGGAUUUGGAAGAAAGAAAAACGGAUCUUAUGCCAGAGGUUGAAGACGUCACAGCUGAUUCAGGAGAAAACUCAGAAGUAACAAACACAAAUCGAUUCUACAGUAGCAGUACUAGCUAUAUGGCGAGCAAUUCUUCGUCUGGACCUAACUACUAUUAGUUAAUGAAGAGGGGAGCACCUGUUAAGUCCAAAAUGGGUUGACGAGUUUGUUACCCAAGCUCGGAUCUCGUUACUUUAUUCACUAGUGAUAUAAGAUUAAUUCUUGGUGUUAUUUGGUGUAAGAUUAUUACCCAGGCUAUUAAGGAAAAGUAAGCAAACUGAUUGGUCUAGGACUGCGUCACAUCGUGUAAUCAUCACUUCGUGCAAGAUGACUAUAAUACUGCAGCACGAAAUCAAAAAAUGACGACAGCCUGUAUUGAUGAUAUUUCUGAAGUGAUUUUGAAGAAGAAUGAAAGUGAAAUUGCUUCGGUAAUCGGGGAGAUUGUACAGACUAGUCUAAUUGGUCUCUUUCAACAGUAUCAAUGAAGUGCUAAAGCCACAUGGAUUAAGUAAAAAUUGUUAAAUUUAGAGUAUUGAUAUACAAAAUGCCAGAAAAAUAGUAACUGAACAAGCCUUUUUGUGACACUACAUCUUAAUCCAAAGCGUGUAGUUGAUCGCUAGCACGUAAUUUAUAGU
Molecule: messenger RNA, 6855 nt
Organism: Pocillopora verrucosa
Lineage: Eukaryota; Metazoa; Cnidaria; Anthozoa; Scleractinia; Pocilloporidae
Product: trichohyalin
Source: RefSeq, a predicted model, not a curated record